Messenger RNA from Podarcis muralis (Common wall lizard), 739 nucleotides. Its product is annotated as histone H3. Gene Ontology annotation, cellular component: nucleosome. Gene Ontology annotation, molecular function: protein heterodimerization activity; DNA binding; structural constituent of chromatin. The record is from RefSeq and is a predicted model, not a curated record. Lineage: Eukaryota; Metazoa; Chordata; Lepidosauria; Squamata; Lacertidae.
GCAGAGAGGUUAACUUUGUUGCUGACUUCCUUAGAGAAAUGGCCAGGACCAAGCAGACCGCCCGCAAAUCCACCGGUGGCAAAGCGCCGCGCAAGCAGCUGGCCACGAAGGCUGCGCGUAAAAGCGCUCCGGCCACGGGGGGCGUGAAGAAGCCUCACCGCUACCGGCCGGGCACGGUGGCGCUGCGCGAGAUCCGGCGCUACCAGAAGUCUACGGAGCUUCUGAUCCGCAAGCUGCCCUUCCAGCGGCUGGUGCGCGAGAUCGCGCAGGACUUCAAGACGGACCUUCGUUUCCAGAGCUCUGCGGUGAUGGCUCUGCAGGAGGCGAGCGAGGCUUACCUGGUGGGUCUGUUCGAAGACACGAACCUGUGCGCCAUCCACGCCAAGCGGGUGACCAUCAUGCCCAAAGACAUCCAGCUCGCCAGGCGCAUCCGCGGGGAAAGGGCUUAAAAAACUACAGUAUUACAAUUCAUUUCGGCAAACUCGUAACAACCCAAAGGCUCUUUUAAGAGCCACCCACUCCUUCACUUAAAGAGCUGGUUGCUGCUGCAGCGAUCUGUAUGUUUAUACUGUCCAAAAUACGUAACGGGCUAUCCCUGGUAUGGCUUCUACUGCAUUUGUAUCUUUAAAUAGGCUUACCUAAAAACAGCUUUUUUUAGAAGUUUCAGUAAUGCGCUACGAUUUCAAGCUCUGGUGUGGCGUAACCACUAUACGUAAACAUUUGAGGAAGGACAUGAAAA